GUGAAGCCCUUUGCUUGCCUCGCAGACGCCUGUCCAUUCCAUGUCCCUCGGGUCUUGCUCAAUCAUGAGAUAGUCGGCCCUUUUCUUAGGAACCCGAGACCACAUGAUGUUGUCAUUUUGGGUGAUAUUGUUGACAGUGUUGGUGAUUUCGUCGAUCUGCUGAAUUGGCGAUUCGAGCUCUCAAGACUGACCAGUAUUGUGACGACGGAUAAGGCACACUGCCUGGAGUUCUCAGCACGCAAAAGGAAGGUAAUUACUGAAAAACAUGGUUGGGAUCAGAUUAAAUCAAGGCCAGUUCGGGCGGCCUCCGUAGUAACUGUUCAUUGUCCAAAUCUGAUUUGA
Protopolystoma xenopodis is the source of this 342-nucleotide messenger RNA. The record is from the annotation of a GenBank genome assembly. NCBI's taxonomy places the organism in Eukaryota, Metazoa, Platyhelminthes, Monogenea, Polystomatidea, Polystomatidae.